This is a messenger RNA of Clunio marinus, 318 nucleotides long. The record is from the annotation of a GenBank genome assembly. NCBI's taxonomy places the organism in Eukaryota, Metazoa, Arthropoda, Insecta, Diptera, Chironomidae.
AUGUGUUGUACGGAGCAAAGUAAUGCCAUUAAUGGAAAUUGUAAUGGAAGACAGGAAGUAACUCCAAAUCAUGAAGGAUUUGAAUUAAUACUGAAUUUGAAAGAUCAAGUCUUUUCUCAUUUUUUAUGCUUCCCAUUAUGUUCACACGUUGAGGAAAUUUGGAAUGCUUCCAUAGAAUUGCAGGAUAAACACUUAAGGGAUUACAAUAAAGCGUUCUUUGUUACACAUUUUAUGCUCGUUUGGCCUAAUUUUCGAAACUGUUUAUGUGGACAUCUCAUGAAAAUAGCCAAAGAAGAAAAAUCAAAAGAUUGUUUUUGA